Messenger RNA from Priceomyces carsonii, 1104 nucleotides. RefSeq lists its product as uncharacterized. The transcript has a single exon. Bases 1 to 1104 code for a protein of 367 amino acids. NCBI's taxonomy places the organism in Eukaryota, Fungi, Ascomycota, Pichiomycetes, Serinales, Debaryomycetaceae. The record is from RefSeq and is a predicted model, not a curated record.
AUGUCAACUUAUAGAAGAUCGAGGAUCUCUUCAUUAGGUGGUAUUUUGGAGCCCGAUACUGUAGCUUCAGAAGAAAAAGUUGGCAUUAGGAAAAUUGCUAAGGCUUGUACCAGAACUAUUGCCCAAUGGACAGAAUCAAACAAUGUAAGCGAUAAACCUUGCGAUUCAAGAAGUUCAAAGUACGAAGAUGAAAGAAGAAACCGUGAUACAAUCGAAAACGAUUUUUCAAGAAUUGCUCUGUUGGAAAGAAAAUACAAUGAAGACCUUGAAAAAAUGAAAAAGUUAUACUUGGAGAGAUUUGAACCAGGCCAAAACUAUCUGCAAAUAUCUCUCAAGAGGUCUAAACAGAAAGCAUUAAACAGCAGUAAGUCUUCGCUAGAAAACAUUGUUACGGACAGUGAAAAUAAAAUACUUCAUGAGAUCAAAUUGCAAAACAAGCCAAGUCUGGAGACAUUGGCAUCUAGAAGAAUUAUUGUUGUUAAAAACAUUCCACCAGGGGCCGGAAUCAAUGGUUUUUUGGCACAAGUAUGUGGCGGGCCCUUGGAAAGAGUCGUUUUUCAUGAGCUGAGACAGUUUUCUACGGCAGAACUUCAUUUCAUUUUCUCGGAACAUGCAAGAAAAUUUUAUAGUUAUGGUACGGAUACUGGCCUCCUUGUUUUAAACGGUAUACACUUGAGAUUAGAAUGGGCAGAUGGUACAAAUACCGAGGACCUAGAUAUAAUACAUCCUUCUAUUCCAAGAUAUUUGAUGAAUGAAAUCAUUGAUUAUGGUUCUCGAAGAUGCUUAAUAUUCUCACAAGUUAUUCCUGGAAAGCAGAUUCGUCACGACAAGAAGCUUCACUAUCCUAACCCUGAGACACAUUUCUCAAGAGAUCUUAAGGUAGAAGACAUAAGGAGAACUUUCUCAAUUUAUGGUGAACUCAUUGAUAUUGCAUCUGUUAUCUCUAGAAAGCUUUGUUUUAGCUUACAUUUCGCAGAUAUCAGAUCAGCAGUGAUUGCUAAAAAGGAAUGUCAAACCCCUGGUACAGAGGUCAAUUCAAAAUAUGGGCACUGGACGGUAUGGUUUGGAAAUGAUCAUACCGACAGACCAUGUUUACAAGUUUGA